CUCGUUCUCGCCAAGCACAACACUAUCUCAUUUUCGCGACCGGCAGCCCUGUAAUCCACGCACUAACCGCGAUUUAAAUCUAAUGUAAACUCGACGUGCACCGCUACAUUUUCGUUUGUCAACCAUUUUCAUCUGAUCGAGCUCGCAUCUUCCAUCUAGUGGCGAGUGUCAAAACUCGACGAGAGUGCACGAGAACGAAGAAUGGAGCAAGAGCAAGUACGCCCUGGCUUGUUUGACAUUUCCGAAUUUUCCACCCAAAAAGUUACAAGCAAGCGAGUUAUUUGGAGUUCCUGAGGUUUACUGACCUGAAUUUUCUGGGGAAAGCAAGAGUGAAUUAUUUUUCUGAAAAAGGACGGAAAAUAGAGGGCUAAUUAGGGAGAAUAUAGUGCAUGGAAAGAGUGUACAGUCUGAGCAAGUAAAGCACGUGGUGUAGUGUACACUCGGGACAAUAAGUGUUCGAAUAAUAACAAUAAUUACUUGCAUUUGAAGUUCUGGGAACUUUUAUUUUAAGUGGAUUUUGAAAGGAUUUGUAAAUUGAAAGGAACUUUUGGACUUGAGUUCUUGAUGGACCGACUUUGAGAAGAAAGUCGAUUCUCCAAAUAUUCUACAAUAAAAUAGUACCAAGUACUUUUGAAAUCACCCCACCAUGGGUAAUUCUGGAUUAAAGCAGCACUACGACACAGCGAAGAAAACUGGAACCUUGACCCUCUCAAAAAGGAAAUUGGACGAGUUUCCACCAAAUUUGAGAGCCCUUGCCCCAUUAUUACGAACAUUAGACCUCUCGGAAAAUAAAUUUCUGCAUCUUCCUUCAGAAUUAAAGGAUUUCACUUUACUCAAGCAGCUAAAUAUCAGCCAUAACAGACUGACAGACCUCCCGGAAGAAAUGGGAGCCCUGGUGAAACUUGAAUGCCUAAACGCUUCUUCGAAUCAAUUAAAAAUGUUGCCAUUUUCUUUAUCAAAUUUAACACAUUUGAAGCAAGUGAAUCUCUCUGAUAAUUGCAUAAAAGAAUUUCCUUUCAUGUUCUGUGGACUGAAACAUUUGGACGUUUUGGAUCUCUCAAAAAAUAAGUUGACGGAUGUUCCAGAUGCGGCUUCAGGACUUCAUGUGACUGAACUUAAUCUGAAUCAAAACCAAAUUUCGAUUAUUUCGAGAAAAUUGGCUCAGUGCUCGAGACUGAAGACUUUGAGGCUGGAGGAAAAUUGUCUGCAAGUUCAUGCAAUCCCUGUCACGAUUUUAAAGGAUUCCAAGGUCUCGAUUCUGGCCCUGGAUGGAAAUCUUUUCGAAAUGAAGCAAUUUGCUGACCUGGAUGGCUAUGAGCAGUACAUGGAGCGAUAUACUGCUGUUAAGAAGAAGAUGUUUUGAAAAUAGUCACGUAUUAAUAUUGUGAGAAUGGUUGAGAAUGUUAAACAAGUCCAGUGAAGUUAAAUAAGUCGUACGAGAUGUUUUACUUUCAAUUCUUUGGAUUUCGACUUUAAUGAAAUUUCUACUUAUACCCUAAACUUGGAUAAUUAUUUCUGAUGAAAUUUCUAAGACGCCUUUUGUCUAAUAAAGAUCUUAUAGCUUUUUCACUUUUAUUAACUUAUUACCUAUUGUUCGCCAGUAUUAUGUAGAUUUUUGUUUGUUUAUAGAUUAUGUGUGUGAAUUGGUAAAAAAUAGUUCAUAUUGAACAGAAAUGAUGUGUAUGUAUAUGUAACAUGUGUGUUAUCCUUAUAAAUGUGAAUGUGAUGUACAUAAUUAUAUAAGAUGGAACCACUGAUCCCUCACAUCAGAAUAUAUUAUUUAUUUUUUGUUAAA
Messenger RNA from Belonocnema kinseyi, 1795 nucleotides. RefSeq names its product leucine-rich repeat-containing protein 57. The transcript is spliced from 2 exons. Gene Ontology annotation, molecular function: protein binding. The coding region runs from base 647 to 1363 and encodes 238 amino acids. NCBI's taxonomy places the organism in Eukaryota, Metazoa, Arthropoda, Insecta, Hymenoptera, Cynipidae. The record is from RefSeq and is a predicted model, not a curated record.